UCACUUAACGCGCCGGAGAUGUGCUAUGUGGGGAAUAUUUACAUGAAUAAUUUGUUAUUUCAAACGGUGUGAGUAGGAAUAUAUUUAUUAUAUUUCCUAACCACAACAAAAAAGUCGUAAAAUGUUCGUUUUCGAUGUUUUGUCGGGCAUUGCGGGCGCGUUAACCGCACACGUUACCGAGAUCCUGACCACUUUGGCAUUCAUCACCUUUGGCACUUACCUUUGCCUGCAAUAUCAAUAUACAUAUUGGCGCCGUCAUCGAGUGCCUUAUAUUGAGCCUGCGAUGAUUUUUGGCAAUUUCAAAGGCAUCCUCAAAUCAGAGUGUGAUUCUUGUGCGUGGUUCCAGUAUUUGUACCAACAUGAAAAGGCCAAAGAUCUUCCUAUCAUCGGCAUAUAUUGUUGUAAUAAGCCCGCAUUGUUAGUGCGCGAUCUAGAGCUGGUCAAAAGGGUAUUGAUCAAAGAUAAUAAUUAUUUCUCAAAUCGUCAUGCUUCUGCCGAUCCCCACUUCGACUCGAUGGGUUCGGAUAAUCUGUUCUUUGCCAAGAAUCCCGUAUGGAAGGAGUUACGGGCCAAGCUGUCGCCAGUUUUCAGCAGUGGCAGAAUGAAGCAAAUGUUUCCACUAAUGCAGGAGAUGGCUCAGCAAUACGACAGCUAUCUCUGUACUUUGAAAAUUGAUUCGGAAACCAAAUCGACUGUGCUCGAAAUAAAGGAGUCAAAUUCAUUAUAUACAACCGAUGUGAUUGCAAUUACUGCUUAUGGCGUCAAAAGCAACAGUCUUCAAAAUCCUAACGGCACUUUUCGUAAGAAUGGAAAGAAAAUUUUCACCUUCAGUUGGUUUCGUUCAUUAGAGUUCAAAGCUAUCUUUUUCAUACCAAUUUUGACUACAAUAUUCCAUGUGAAAGUAUUCUCUGCAUCGGUUACAAAGUUUUUGCGCAAAACCAUCAAUAAUGUAAUGGAAGAGCGCAUUAAAAGCGGUAUUGUUCGCAAUGAUCUCAUCGAUAUUUUGAUUAAACUUCGACGCGAAGCGGAAGUGGAAUUGAAAGAAGGUAAAAAGCCAUUCCUUUUGCAGCGAGAUGCUUUGGCAGCACAGGCAGCUAUUUUCUUCUCGGCUGGCUUCGAGACCUCAUCAAUGACCUUGUCAUUUACAAUGUACGAAAUGGCUCGUCAUCCGGAUAUGCAGCGUCGUUUGCGCGAAGAGAUACGCGAAGCAGUGCUGAAUAACGACGGCAAAGUGACCUACGAAUUGAUAAUGGGUCUGAAGUAUUUAGAUAAUAUUCUAAAGGAGGUGCUACGCAUUUAUCCACCAUUGCCUUUCCUCGAUCGUACAUGCACGCCGAAAGCAGGUGAAGCCGGUUAUUCAUUGAAUGAAUACGGCAUCGAUUUUAAUAUACCUUUAGGUAUGCCUAUCUUCGUACCGAGUCACGCCAUGCACAUGGAUCCGCAGUACUUCAAAGAUCCCGAAAAAUUUUAUCCCGAUCGUUUUCUACCUGAAAACAAAGAAGACAACAACCUGAGCGCCUAUAUGCCAUUCGGCCUUGGCCCGCAUACUUGUUUAGGCGAACGCUUCGCACUGUUGCAAACAAAAGUUGGACUGCUCUACUUUUAUCGCAAUCAUUAUGUGACCCCCUGUGAUCAGACGCCGAGGGAAAUUGAAUUAAGUCCAAGCGCCGUUAUAUUACACGUUUUGGGAGGUAUACACUUGAACAUAGUGCGCGAUCCAUUAUUUUAUUCCAAGUCGACUGCCAAUACAGCCAUGUGGACCCGCACCAAACGCUUCAGUAUCGUACACGACUCCGCCACCAAUGCAAUGUGGCUCGAAAGUUUGCUGUUGUUGCUACUUCUUUGUUGCUUGCUUUUACUUUGGUUACGGUACCACUAUGAUUACUGGAACCGCCAUCAGGUGCCACAGCUGAGACCAACAUAUGGCGUGGGCUUAUUAGGUGGAUUAUUUUCGAUGCAGCGCAGUCCAGCAGAGUUUGUGCAAAGCCUUUAUAAUCAUCCCGAUGCCAGGCACAGACCUUUCGUAGGCGUACAUGUAUUCAAUGAGCCGGCAAUAUUGUUGCGUGAACCUGAACUUAUUAAACGAAUUUUGGUGAAGGACUUUUCAAAGUUCUCUGAUAGGUUUUCCAACUCAGAUUGCAAAGGAGAUCCAUUGGGUUCGCUGAAUUUAUUUUUCUUACGCAAUCCCGCCUGGAAGGAGGUCCGUUUCAAGUUAUCACCGUUCUUUACCAGCGGUAAACUCAAGCACAUGCUUCCUUUAGUUGAAGAGGUCGGUCGCGAGCUUGAUAAAUAUUUGCUUUCUCGAUCAAUUGAAUGCCAUGCAGCGAACUCUUUUACGAUGGAAAUGAAAGAGCUUUGUGCACUCUAUACCACAGAUGUGAUAGCCACCGUUGCUUAUGGUGUCCAAGCGAAUUGUUUCAAAAAUCCCAAUGGCGAGUUCCGUCGCCACGGUCGCGCUGUCUUCAAGUUUAGUGUACGUCGUUCGCUGGAAUUCAUGGUGGUGUUCUUUAUGCCACACUUGGUACCCUAUUUAAAAUUCAAGGUAGUGCCACCAACAUCCAGCGAAUUUCUGCGUUCUACAAUCAAUUACGUAAUGGAACAACGAGAACUAUCUGGUCUGAAACGUAACGAUCUAAUAGAUAUUUUGAUCGAAUUUAAGAACUCUACAAAAAAUAAAAACUCUCCGCAUGGACUCAUCUUUGAGGGUGACAUAUUGGUUGCGCAGGCGGCACUCUUUUUCACAGCUGGCUUUGAGUCAUCUUCGGCGACAAUGUCCUUUGCACUGUACGAGCUAGCCAAGCAACCAGAUUUGCAGCAGCGUGUGCGCGAAGAAAUCUCAGAAGGUCUAACACGUACAGCGGGUAAAAUUUCGCAUGAAUUUAUAGACUCAUUACAGUAUAUGCAAAUGGUGAUCGAUGAGGUAUUGCGACUCUAUCCACCUUUACCAUUUUUGGAUCGACAAUGCACAGAGCAAGAGGGUUACUCGUUGGAACCUUUUCACAAUUUUCGCAUGCCACAAGGUAUGCCCGUUUACAUACCAGUUUAUGGUCUGCAUAUGAACCCGGAGUUCUAUCCCGAACCGGAAAAAUUCGAUCCCGAACGUUUUGCGCCACAAAACAAGAAAAACUUAAAGCCUUAUGCCUACAUGCCAUUCGGUUUGGGACCACACGGCUGCAUUGGUGAACGCUUUGCUAUGAUGCAAACCAAAAUCGGUCUUACUUAUUUUCUACUAAAUCACAAAGUGACGACUUGUGAGCGUACAAAGAUCCCCAUGCAGUUGGAUCGCAAAGCAGUUGUGGUGCAGGCCGAGGGCGGUAUUUACUUAAAUGUUGUGCGUAGUCCUCUGAUUAAUUGCCGCCGCUUGUUUGGUUAAGAGGAUUCCAUGCAAACGAGAACGAGUUGGAUGCGAAAAUGAGUGAAAGUUAUUCAAAAACUAUUGAUUUUAAGGGGCACUCAGUUACUGCAUACCAGCACAGA
Messenger RNA from Anastrepha obliqua, 3477 nucleotides. RefSeq lists its product as uncharacterized. Gene Ontology annotation, biological process: insecticide catabolic process; response to DDT. Bases 122 to 3373 code for a protein of 1083 amino acids. The transcript has 8 exons. Lineage: Eukaryota; Metazoa; Arthropoda; Insecta; Diptera; Tephritidae. Gene Ontology annotation, molecular function: oxidoreductase activity, acting on paired donors, with incorporation or reduction of molecular oxygen; heme binding; iron ion binding. The record is from RefSeq and is a predicted model, not a curated record.